Molecule: messenger RNA, 2289 nt
Organism: Pyricularia pennisetigena
Lineage: Eukaryota; Fungi; Ascomycota; Sordariomycetes; Magnaporthales; Pyriculariaceae
Exons: 5
Biological process (GO): regulation of DNA-templated transcription; DNA-templated transcription
Molecular function (GO): DNA binding; zinc ion binding; DNA-binding transcription factor activity, RNA polymerase II-specific
Source: RefSeq, a predicted model, not a curated record
CACUGCAAAAAAUGGGUACAAGCAUACCGUGCCAAGCGCUCCGGUGAUUUCGCCCUCACCUGCGACCUGAUCCGGGAGCUGACGGCCGGCUUCGUGGGCGUGACCGACAUGCCGCCGCUCGACUUCAUCCCGGAGCUGAUGGUGGUGUACCCGGACGCCAAGGUGGUGCUCGUCACGCGGGACCCCGAGUCGUGGCUGGCUAGCAUCCGGCCCGUCGCGCGCAACAGCAGCCUCGACAACUGGCUGGUGCAGUAUGCACUCUGGCCCAUCCCGGGCUGGAGGCACUUUCCCGCGCUUAGCGCCGAGUUUGGCACCAGCACAAAGGAGUAUUUGGGCAUUGUGGACGAUUCGGUGACGAAUCCGCUGCCUUGCGUUGAAUUGCUGCACAAUUGGAAUGCAAGGGUGAAAGCUACAGUACCACAAGAUAAGCUUCUUGUCAUGGAUCUCAAGCAGGGAUGGGAGCCUUUGUGUGGGUUCCUGGACCUCCCCGUGCCGGACGAGCCACUUCCCCGGGCCAAUGACGCUGCCGCAGCCGGGGCGGCCUAUCAGGAGAUCUCGGAUAGGGUCCGCGAGAUUUGGCUCGACGCUUUCGCUGUCGCCGGGGUGGUGGGCUUCGCUGCUUGGAAGACAUGGGCUGUUUCUAGGCGGCUAUUAUUGCCAGAGAUGCCUUACACGUGCGACGUCGAAGGUUGCGGUCGCGUCUAUCAGCGCAAGGAGCACCUCAACAGGCACAAAAGAGACCACGACGAGGUCAAGUCAUUCGAGUGCCCAGCAUGCGGAGCACAGUUCUCAAGAGGUGACACGCUCCGCCGUCACAUGAACCUCCAUGGCCCUCGCGCCGAAGGUCCGCUCCCAGCCCGCGUGGCAAAGGCCUGCGUCAACUGCCACAAGUCAAAGACGCGCUGCGACGGCAGGGAACCCAUCUGCUCGCCGUGCGCCGACAGGGGCCGGGACUGUGCAUAUCCAAAACGAGAUGGCGGCGGCGGCGGCGGCGGCGGCGGCGGUGGCAGCGAUAAUGAUGCCCGCAAGGUAUAUCCGCCAAUUUUUCAGCCCGUCGAGCAGGUCAGUACCGUCCAAGAUGCCGUCAUGACCAUGGACACAAUGAAUGUCCAAGUCAGCAUGGAUGCGGUGCCGACUCUGAGCAUCAUGGAUAUGGACAUGGCCGUAGACACAGGCGGCGGCGACCUUUCCUCGGUCCAAACCGCAGACCAGCAGCAUAUCGCCUCCAUGGCAGGCUAUACGCAGUUCAUGCCGUCUCCGCCCGAUCUCGAAGUACAAACACCGCCACCACCACGGGCGCCGAUACCGCCACCACCACCAACUGCGCUGCAGGAUCCACGGAACAAGCAGCUGGCCGAAACUUACUUCACGGUAUUCCACCCGCAUUGGCCCCUGAUACACCGAGACACGUUUAUGAGUAACCAGCAACCCGAACUGCUCACCCGCGCCGUCAUGAUAAUCGGUCUGUUCUUCCACGGCUCGGCUGAGGCACGCGCCCUUGCUGUGACGCACCACAGAAAGCUCUUGAAAGAGGCCCAGGACAAAGUUGUCAUACUCUCCAAAAAGACCCGCCAAAGCCUGCUCUCGGCGCCCUCGGCCGCGCUCCUGCCGCACCUGCAGGGCAUCCUCCUGGCCAUGAUCCUACCGGCGUACCUCCGGGACCGGGCCAUCGACGUGACGCUGGCCAUGAGCCCCGUGCUGACGGCGGUGCUGGCUGCAUGCGGCGCCCACGACCAGCGCCGCAUCGACGCCGCCAACCCGCUCGACCGCGACAGCACCGCGCCCUGGUUGAUGCGCGAGUCGUAUCAACGCCUCGCCCUGCUGCACUACAAGCUGCACCUGCUCGCCUCGGCCAUCUUCGUCAGCCUCUUCCCCUGGACCCGCAUCGACGCCUCCCUGACCCCCGACAUGCUGCACGUCCGCGUUCCCUUUAGUCGCCACUGGUGGGAGAGGCUGCCCGUGACCUGGGACCCGGCCGCCGUGCCGCCGUUUGCCGACGCCGGUGGUGGCGGCGGUGAUGGUCAGCAGCAGCAGCAGCAGGACCAAGGCCGCGACGACGAGUCCUUUGUUCUCGUCAGCGCCAUCGCCAACAGGGCCAGGGCGACAGGCACCACCGAGGGUCUGUUGCCGCUGUUUGCUUGGGAUCGGGACUUUGCCUUGGCUAUGGGUUGCUGGUGUACGAAACCCGACGGCGAGAGGGAUGAUCGUUUCGUCGCCAGGUUGAGACCCUACCUGAUCAAUGCUUUAAAAAUUAGCGGCGACGAAGUUAUUUUACUUCUUGGGGCGUAG